Messenger RNA from Ricinus communis (castor bean), 1398 nucleotides. RefSeq lists its product as uncharacterized. The record is from RefSeq and is a predicted model, not a curated record. NCBI's taxonomy places the organism in Eukaryota, Viridiplantae, Streptophyta, Magnoliopsida, Malpighiales, Euphorbiaceae. The coding region runs from base 226 to 1011 and encodes 261 amino acids. The transcript has 3 exons. Gene Ontology annotation, cellular component: plasma membrane.
UGAUGUGCUGGAUGUUGAGGAUAAUGGCAGAAGGGGUGAUGAAGCAGUCAAGCCAGAAGCUGGUAGCACCAGUCCGCAUCCUGAUAAUGUGGAUCAGUAAAUGUAGAAGGCAGCCAUGCACACCCUUUCAUUCAGCAAAGUGACACUCUCGCUUACCAAGAGAGGAGAGAAGAGAGAAGACAGAAGAGAGAAGAGAGAAGAGAAAGGCAAGCAAAAAGACCCAAAAUGCCACCACCAGGACCAGCACCACAACAGCAGCAGCACCACCACCCAACGACCACCUCUCAGAAUGGCGAGCACAGACCCACCCAGCGUCCACCGCCGCAACAACAACAGCACCACCACCACCAGCAUCAUCAUCCUUAUUAUCCAACAUCAUCCUCAUCAGCAUCCUUAAAAGGGUGUUGCUGUUGUCUCUUCCUUCUCUUCUCAUUCUUGGCUCUUCUAGUCCUCGCAAUCUUUCUCAUAAUUAUUCUCGCAGUCAAGCCCAAAAAACCUCAAUUCGAUCUCCAACAAGUGGGCGUUCAAUACAUGGGCAUUUCCGCUUCUAACCCAACUGCUUCUCUCGACCCCACCACAACCGUAGCGACCGGACCCACAACCGCUUCGCUCUCACUGACAAUCCACAUGCUAUUCACUGCUGUGAACCCUAACAAAGUUGGGAUCAAGUAUGGUGAGUCUCGGUUUACUGUCAUGUACCAUGGGAUUCCUUUAGGUAAAGCUUCUGUUCCUGGGUUUUAUCAAGAAGCUCAUAGUGAAAGACAAGUUGAAGCUACUAUUUCUGUUGAUCGUUAUAGCUUGAUGCAAGCUAAUGCUGCUGAUUUAAUUCGUGAUGCUUCCCUUAAUGAUAGAGUUGAGCUUCGUGUUCUUGGUGAAGUUGGUGCUAAGAUCCGAGUUCUCGAUUUUGAUUCUCCUGGUGUUCAGGUAUCAGUGAAUUGUGCAAUAGCAAUAAGUCCAAGGAAGCAGUCUCUUACAUACAAGGAUUGUGGAUUUGAUGGACUAAGUGUCUGACUAAGCAGUACAGGACGAAAAACUAAAGAGGAAAAAAAUUGGAAAAAGAACUGUUCUUUCUUGUGUUAUUCUUUUGCUCUCCAGAGAUAAGCAAGAGAGAGUGGAGAAAAAAGCAAAAGAGAAGGCUAGAAAGCAGAAAGCAAGAGGGGUAGAAAACCCAUAUCCUCACUUGGAUGGAAGUCGGAUCAGAGGCUGAGGAUUAGGUCAAAAAAGAGAAGAAAAAGGGAUAUUCCAAAUGGGAAAAUCAAGAGUUUUUCCCAAGAUUUUGCAGUUUUUAUUAUUUUUUAAUAUUGGUUGUGGCUUACUUCACUUAUAAGCAAAAAUUUGCUGAUUGCGUGUAAAGUGUAAAGACUCAGUAAUGCUACCAUUCCACACCCAAUUGGCUUA